Gigantopelta aegis is the source of this 4579-nucleotide messenger RNA. RefSeq names its product probable RNA polymerase II nuclear localization protein SLC7A6OS. Gene Ontology annotation, biological process: developmental process. The record is from RefSeq and is a predicted model, not a curated record. Bases 1 to 1605 code for a protein of 534 amino acids. NCBI's taxonomy places the organism in Eukaryota, Metazoa, Mollusca, Gastropoda, Neomphalida, Peltospiridae. The transcript is spliced from 5 exons.
AUGGCGGCAGUUGUGAGAGUCAAACGACGAAGGAACGAAGAUCCCGUUGAAACAUUGAUGAUUUCGUGUAAAAGAAGAAAAAAUGAUCCAGCGGACUCCUUUACUAGUGAUGGGAAUGAUAAAUGUCAAGUUGAAAGCGUGCUAAAAUAUGCUGCGACAAUUACAACAAAGGACGUGACAGUAUCCAAACACAUACGUGAUGCAAUUCGCAAAGAGAAAUUGGAAAAGGAGUACAAGCACCAUGGUUAUGGUGGAAAUGUCACUGCAAGAAACCGACACCAACAUCAGGUGGUUUCCCGAUCCAACCGUUACAAGAUUCUCAACAGUUACAGGACUCAGGGACUUGAUGACUUGGAUGCAGCUACGGCAGACAGCCACACAUCAAAUCCACCUGACGUCAUAGGAAACGACUGUGGUACGAAAACUGAGACUGUUGAUGCCACCAAGGUUCGUACCACGGACGUCGUAACAGAGGGCAGUAGUACGAAAGCCGGAACUGGUGAUGUUGACAAGGUUAAUACAACUGACGUGGUAACAGAGAACAGUAGUACAAAAGUCAGUGAUGCUACCAAGCUCUGUACAAAUGGAUGCCAGGUUCAGACACAUUCUAAGUCAGAUGAAUGUGCUUGCCAUGAAGUAAAAAAAAUUCACACCGCUGGUUGCACCCAUUCAGCACCAUUACUUUCUGACCCCGAAAAACAUGGUCACCAUGGUAACUGUAAAGGACAUCCAUGUUCUGCAUGUACAUUACAUAGUGAAUGUACUAAAAACAUAAACCAUGAGAAAAUUUGUGUGCACAGACUGUCUGGAGAGUGCUGUAAAGAGCAGGUAACUCUGUCCGGUUCGACCUGUACAUGUAGCUCCCCACCUGGUGUGGAAGGAACGACGUCCCUAACUUGUGGUGCAAGCUCAGAUGACAAGAGCAGAUCGUCAAGUUCCCAUGAACUUGAUAUGGUUUUGGUAGAAAGUCCAUCGUCACUGCAGAGUUCCGAUAAGGUCUUUUGUUUGUACGAUGUGGAAAAGGAGAAUGUGGUAGAUUGUUCACCAGCUGUCAGCAACAACAACAAUAAUAAUGUACAGGCACCAUCGUCUCUUAGCGAAUUCACGUGUAAUUCUGUGCCAAUGAUCCGCGAGGUGGUCGGGCACAGCGGCGAGCCUGACGAGGACUACGUGUACGACCUCUACUACACCAACAGCAGCAGCGUCGACUUCCGCCUGUUUGAGAACAUCCUCCGGAUCGAGGCGCUGCAGGAGGAUGCAGUGGUAGACGAGCGACUGGACUGGAGCGAUGACGAGGUGCGCGACGAUGAUGAUGACAGCAACGAGGAAAACAACUGGAGGAACGAUUACCCCAACGAGGACCCACACUUCUACGAAAACGUGGACGCGGAAUAUUACGGGGAUGAUGGAGUUGGGAAUCACAUGUUCAAUGAAGAGGAACCUUUAUCAGAGUGGAUGUCAUCAAGGUGUAAUAUAGAGGAUGAUGGUGACGACUCCAAUGAUGAAUCUCCACCCAGUCAGUACGAUCCGCUGUUUGGACCGACAGCUACAUACGAACAGUACCUCAAGCGAAUCCACCAUGAAGUGGAUUCACUCGACGAUUAAAAACACUGCAGGGAUGGAUGAUUGUCAGUAUAAUCCGCUGCGUGGACCGACAGUGGAUUCGCUCGAUGAUUAAAAACACUACAGGGAUGAAUGAUUGUUGGUGCUACAUGUUUCUAUUGUUUGGACCAACAACUACAUACGAACAGUAAUUCAAGCGAAUCCACCCUGAAGUGGAUUCACUCGAUGAUUAAAAACACUACAGGGAUGGAUGAUUGUUGGUGCUACAUGCUCCCAAUGUUUGGACCGACGGCUACAUAUGAACAGUACCUCAAGCAAAUCCACCAUGAAGUGGCUUCACUCGAUGAUUAAAAACACUGCGAUGAUGGACAAUUGUUGGUACUACAAUGUUCCCACUGUUUGGACCGACAGCUACGUAUAAACAGUAGUUAUCUCAAACGAAUCCACCAUGAAGUGGGUUUGCUCGAGGACUAAAAACACUGUAAGGAUGGGUGCUUGUUAGCACUAUGUACUAUACUACCGACAAAAAAUAAGGGAACGGGUGAAAUGAUAGUGAAUGUUUUAUUUCGAUUAACAUCUGGAAAACCAAUUUGGGGCGUGUAUAUUAAUAUCUGGUGUGUCCACCAUUUUGGGCGAUGCAUGCUCGACACCUUGAUGGCAUACUGUUGAUUAAUGUACGUAUGGUUGCCCUGGGUAUUGCCCGCCAUUCAUUCUGAAGGGCUACAGCAAGCUGGGCCACGUUGGUGGGUGCUGGGUCCCUGGAGUACACUCUCCGCCCGAGAACGUCCCACAGGUGCUCUAUAGGGGACAUAUCGGGGGACGUAGCGGGCCAGUCGAUUGUCGGUAUGCCUUGUUGUCGUAGGUAAUCGGUGACUAUCCGAGCGCGAUGUGGUCUGGCAUUGUCGUCUUGAAAUUCAAAAUUUCUGCCAAUAUUUCUCACCACUGGAACAACGACAGGACAUAAAAUUUGGUCCAGAUAUCUCUGGCCAGUGAAAUUUCCAUUAACAAUAAUCAAAUCUGUUCGCCUGUCAUGUGUGAUCCCUCCCCACACCAUGACACUACCACCCCCAUAACGAUCAUGGUCUAGAAUUGUAGCCCGGACAUAUCUCUCGCCGCUACAUCGCCAACAACGUUUUCUGCCAUCUGUGAAUCUGAGGCAGAACCUCGAUUCGUCUGUAAACAUGGUGUAACGCCAUUGUCGCACAGUCUGUCCCUGGUGUUGCCUAGCCCACCGUAAUAGUUGCCGCCUAUGGUGAGCUGUUAGGGUCACACCCUUCAGAGGACGCCUCGCUUUCAGGCGGGCUUUGUAGAGUCUGUUCUUGACAGUUGAUGUUGAAAUUCGCCUUCCUGUUAAUGUACGGAAUUCACUGUUGAUAGCAGCAGCUGAUUUGAAUCUAUUGCAUAGAGCAAUUAAUGUUAUAGUACGAUUUUGUAGAGGUGUCGUCUUUUUAGGCCUGCCACGCCCAGGUCUCGUUGCAAUCCCACCAGUUUGACGGUACUUAUCCCACAAUCUAAAAAUUACACUUUUUGAUUUACCAAACAUUCGGGCAACUUGGCAUAUUGACGUACCUCCAUCAUACCAACAAUUCGCCAUUUCGUCUCUUCAUUAAGGUAUUGUCUUGGGACCAUUUUCACACAUGUGAUUACCUCACUUGCAUCGGUGAUUGUUAGUUCCACGAUAAGCACAUACACGUGAUCUUCUGUGUGCAUGUGCAUCACAUGCUGUUCAUGUAUGAUGUGAAAUUUUAUUUUGAUCAGAUGAAGCGUUCAGAUGCAACGCCACUGUAUUGUAACCGUGCAUGUCAACGAUAGUUACAUUCACAUCAGUCGUUCCCUUAUUUUUUGUCGGUAGUAUAUUUGGACAAACAGCUAUGUAGGAAGAGUACUUAUCUCAAAGGAACCCACCAUGAAAUGGACUUGAUUGAUGAUAAAAUGAUUCUAAAUAACGGGGCUUUGUCUGUACUGUACGACCCACUGUUUAAUGCUGAUGGCUACUCAUCCAUGUAAAACCUGAGAAUAUUCUCCAGUGAUUUGGGGAGGGGGGGUAUUUAGUUUUUUUGGAGGGGGAUGUUUUUUUUUUUAAGACAUCAUAAAUAUAUAACAGAAACCAACACAUUUUUUUGUUUAGACAUGACAAAGAUACAGAUAACAGUAAUGAAAUAACUGGUGAAGCCACAGUAUUCCUAUUCAGUAUGGGACUACACGAGUCGGGUGCUCCACACUUGCUGUAUUCGAGUGAUCUCCAGUGUCACUCGAGCCUUGAUAACACGGAAUCUGCAAUGCCUGCCAGGUAAUCGCCCUCAUUUUAACUCUGAUCCGUUGUUAGGAUCGAUGGCUUGGCAGAUUUACUCUGUGAAUGCAAACACUGAAUGUGUAGACGAUGAUCGUUUUUAACUACCAGAUAAGUGUGGUACAGUUUUCACCACUGGUUAUGUAUGAACAAUAUUCCCAAAACCAUUAUUGUUGGUAUUUAUUGGAUAACUACCAUUAACUCCAUCACCCACCCCCCAGUUGUUCAUGGAACUGCAAAAGUAAAAGUUUGUUUUGUCUAACGACACCACUAGAACACAUUUAUUAAUCAUCGGCUAUUGGAUGUCAAAUAUCAUCUAAUAAUUCUGAGAUACAUUCUCAGAUGAAGCCUGCUACAUGUUUCCAUUGGUAGCAAAGUAUAUCUUUUAUAUGCACCAUCCCACAGACAGGAUAGCACAUACCACAGCCUUUCAUAUACCUGUUGUGCACUGGCUGGAACGAGAAAUAGCCCAAUGGGUCCACGGACCGGGAUCAAUCCUAGAUUGACCGCACAUCUGGCGAGUACUUUACCAUGAUCCCCUUUCAAUUAUUGGUACAGAACAGAUCACUCUUUUUUUUAUUUGUCAGAUUGUCCAAAAUAUAGUUAGGUAUUAAUGACUUAUUUUUUUUAAUUUACUAUUUUUUUUAAUUUUAUAUAUCCAUGAUGUAUCCAUCGUUUCAUUGCAUAUGAUUAUUUAAUUAUUGAAUAAAUAUUUUUACCAUUUAU